Molecule: messenger RNA, 1602 nt
Organism: Letharia lupina
Lineage: Eukaryota; Fungi; Ascomycota; Lecanoromycetes; Lecanorales; Parmeliaceae
Exons: 3
Coding region: 1-1602 (533 amino acids)
Source: RefSeq, a predicted model, not a curated record
AUGGCAUCUUCAUUGAUCGUUGCUGCUUCAGCAAUACUGUCAUUGGCUGCUGCUGCACCUGUUCAGGGUGGCAUUCAUUCCGGAUCGCUGAAAGCCAGACAAGCUCCGAGUUGCAACGUAGGCACUCAGGUCGAUAAUCUCGCCGCUUACGACAGUUCAUGCUGGAAUACACUCGAUAUCAUGCCAUAUCUGACAAAUUGGAAGGCGACAACUCCUAUCUGUACCGACGCAGAAAACAGCGCCGGGCAAACACUAAGCUGCUGCGGGGCUUCUGAGCCCUGGUCAACCUGCUUCCUACGCUUGGCUACCAAGCAACUGAAUACCUACGACUGUACCCAACUUGACCCAGCCGAGAGCGUAGGAACUUGCUCCCUUGAAUCCGACGGAGGUCGGGCGUUUGCGUUGGACACUGGCCUAGAUCCGACCAUUGCCUCACAGGUGAAUUAUGUGGUACUAAACAUAAUCAUGAUCAAUAACUUUUUUGGCAUGUAUUACACAGCUCUCCAAACCGUGACAUCGGACCCAGGACAGACCUUGAAUUCUUUGGCCUCCAACAGCGCUUCAACCGAGCUAAACCUGAUGAACGUGGGCUUGGAUUUACAGAACGUGAUGGCGGCAUUGACACUAGGUCUGGCAUUCCCUGAGGUCGCAACCCCCCAGAUCAGCACCGUCUCCUCCGACGGCACAACUACCACAGCCACAAGCCCAACCAAACGUGACCCACAAUCUUCAGACCCGGGCACAUCAUCGAGUUCCGCACCUGCAAGCAGCGCAUCCAUCCUUGCCGGCGGAUGCAGUUACGGCUGGCUAGCCAGUUAUUACCAAGACGGUCGACACCACCGCAGACAAGAGUCAGUCACCUGUGCGAACGGAACACACACCGAAUCAGACCCCAACGCCUCCAGUUCCUCGCCUUUGACCUUAGACCCUACUUCCCCACCGGUCGUCAUCUUCAACCAAGCCCUCCGGCAAAGCCCCAACGUCGCGUCGGCGAUGUGGCCAGCCGCCGUCAACCCCGCCACCGACACCCUCGCCAACCUCCCCAGCGCCCACCUCAACAGCGCCAGCUUCGCUCCCAUCCUCACCGCCGGCCUUCAACCCAUCAUGAACGACGUCGGCACCUUCAUCGCCUUCGCCGGCAACGGCCUCUUCUCCACCCCCCUCACCUCCACCGACGACCCCUCCGUCUACACCUCCGGCUACACCGGCGCCCUGGACACCCACAUCCUCUCCGCCAUCCUCGCCAACAACUCCAUCUCCGCGACCCCCGGCUCCACCGUCGCGGCCAACCCUUGCACGAGCGGUCCCGUGUGCGCCUCGUCGUACUGGUCGCCCGUCACGGGGCGCCAGUACGCCUUCACGGGGUCGGGCACAUCGUCGCUCAUCCAGGAGGCGGUGGCGACGUUGGAGGUGGAUCUCCCGGUGCUGUUCGACGGCGCCUACAAUUGCACCUUGGCGGGCCGGGCGGGCGGGUCCGUGGUGAGUCUGAAUCCGGACGGUUCGUUGGACAUGGCGUGUUUGAGCGUGCUGCCGAUGUAUGUGGGCAAGGGCGGGUGUCCUGCUGGCGCCGUGUGGGUGGAUGGGAAAUGUCCGUUCGGUUGA